UAAUUCAGGAUAGGUAGGAGGAAGUUAGUGGGAGAUGGGCUGAAAAUUCAGUGAAGUGUUGAUUAGGUCGCUGUCUGCCUUGUAACUAAACAUUUUCCGUCGUGACGAAUUGAGUUAUGGUUUUUGCAUGUUCAGAUUUUAUUGACAGUAAACUUCACACCUUCAGAAAUCUGCAGGAAACGUUCGGGCUGACGGUGGAUUGGAGUUGAAGGUGAAUAUAGGCGACCCUUUCGUGUAAUGUGCAGGCUCAGAAAUGCCUUAUGUGGAUCGGCAGAAUCGUAUCUGUGGGUUCCUCGACAUUGAGGAGAAUGAGAACAGCGGCAAGUUCCUGCGCAGGUACUUCAUCCUGGACACGCAGGAAGGCAGCCUGGUCUGGUAUAUGGACAACCCCCAGAACCUGCCCACUGGAACGCAGCCUGUUGGAGCUCUCAAACUAACUUAUAUUUCUAAGGUCAGCGAUGCAACAAAGCAAAGACCAAAGGCAGAGUUCUGCUUUGUUAUUAAUGCAGGAAUGAGGAAAUUUUUCUUACAAGCCAAUGAUCAGCAAGACUUGGUUGAGUGGGUUAAUGUGCUGAACAAAGCUACCAAAAUCACUGUGCCAAAAUCAUCUGAUGUGCAACAAAAUUCUGAAAACCAAAAAAUUCCCUUGGAGUGUCCAGGUGCCAAGAAGCAGGUCUCCUAUAAAACUGAAAUCAUUGGGGGUGUUCCCAUAAAAACCCCCACACAGCAGGAGGGAGGGGAGGGUUCGGAGGGGGUAGACAGAGGUGGGUUGAAGCGCUCCAUGAGCCAGCUGCCGUACUUCAUGGGCAAAGCUGCUCAGGACCAGACCGUGGUCAAGGCUGGCUACUGUGUCAAGCAAGGAGCUGUGAUGAAAAACUGGAAAAGAAGAUAUUUCCUGUUGGAUGAAAACUCAGUCAGUUACUUCAAAUCAGACCUGGACAAGGAACCCCUCCGAAUGAUCCCCCUGAAGGAGGUGCACAAAGUGCAGGAGUGUAAACAGAGUGAUAUAAUGAUGAGAGACAAUCUAUUCGAAGUAGUAACAACUUCAAGAACCUUUUUUGUACAGGCGGAUAGCCCAGAGGACAUGCACAGCUGGAUCAAGGCAAUCUCGGGGGCCAUUGUCGCCCAGCGUGGCCCGGGCAGAUCAGCAGCUACUAUGCGGCAGGCCAGGCGGCUGUCAAAUCCUUGUAUACAGAGGUAUACAUCCCGAAAUGGUGAAUGCAGCACGUAUGAGCACAGCAACCAUUCCUCCUCAAACCCUUCCUUCUUCAUCCGCGACCAGGGCCCCCCAGUCCCUCGCUCGCCAGUCUCUGCGGCGGCAGCCUACCCCCCACCAUCUUUUCCGCAGUACGCCUUCCCUGCACCCCCAAACACUCUCCACAAACAGCCUGGCCUGGAAAAGCGAAGACUUCAUGAACCUCCUUCCAAGACCCUGCAUCCAGGGAAGCACUCGAUCCCGGCUUUCCUUGCAGGAGACCCAGCUUCCAAAGUGACUCCCUGCACGGCUCCCCCGGGGACGCCGCAGACCCGUGACGGCACUCAGGAAAUGCCCUCUGAGCACGUCGACCUGGAUGAUGAUAAUUUGCCCGUCAGUGAUGUCUGACUUUGCAGCACGUAAUGGUUGUGGUGUUUGGGUGUGUAGUGGCUAGAGGAAGUGUAUUGCCAGUUGGGUUUAGGCUAGCCCUAGUUUUUAUAAAUAUAUGGACCUGAACAUGGGAAUUGAAAGGUAACCAGAGGAAGAGAGAAAUUUGUCAUAAAAUGGAAAAAAGUAACAACUGUAGGAGAGUCCUGUUGAAGUUGUUGCAGAACACGGCUGCUUCUUUUUAUUUAUUUGUUAAUAUAAUUCUGUUGAUGUAAUCUAAAGGGGUAACUGCUGUGUACCAUGACACAGCUGUAAAGGGUCUUUAUAAGAUGCCAAAGACAAAACCUUAGGCAAAAUCUUGCAUUUGGAGGAUCCCCUUGUGGCUCUGGUACCUCAGCUGUUAUAAAGGAGGCCCCUUAUCCUGUAAAUGGGUGCUACUCAGGGUUUCAUUUUGAGCGGGGGGCUUUGGCAGUCGCACUGGUUCAAUGUUAGAUAGGGGUUCCACGUAAUCGGGUCAGUCAAUGUAUUUGGGGGUUAAAACUAAAAUCUUAAUUGAACCAGGCUAGGUGGCAAGUCAGUGGUGCCAUCUAAAUAAAAAUGAUGGUGACAGAUCGUUAAGGGGGACAUAUUGUACUAGUCCUAAUGGAAGAAUGAUUGAGAGAUGAAGUUAAUGUGACACCCAAAAAUGUGUAGGAUAUAUAUAUAUAUAUAUUUUUCUUUUGUAGUAUGAAAAUUAAAAAAAAACUAUUUAAAGAGAGGAGAUCUACAUUGUUGAAUUUGUAAUAACCCCAAAGUUAUUUUGUGCUGCAAGCAUAGCAUUUUACCCUUAACGCUCCCCAGUAGCUAAUGGAUUUCUAAUUUAGAAGUAAUUUAUUCUGCUGUAUUUCUAUAUUUGGUCCCAUUGUUUGCUGAAUGCUAAAUUUAUAAUCAAAGUUUAACGGUAAGACUGUUAACAGGGUAUAGCAAGACAUCUUGCUAUUACAAGAGCCCUUUGAAUUACUUUGUGCAUCAAUCAUUUGACACCUUUCCUGAUGUGUAUUAAUGUGACUCCUCUGUACCGUUUUCCUCCCUGAAGGGCAUCACUGUACAAGUGCUAGUUUCACAGAUGUUCAACAAUUAACAUACAGUAUUUGCAGGUCUGUGGGCAUAGCAGCUAGCACAUCUGAGAGGCACACAUCUGCAUGUUCUGCAGUCUAAAGUACCUUGAUGUGAACGUGGAGGAAUAUAGUAUAUUUGCUCUGUAGGAUCUCACAGCAAAUUCAGCUUCUCAUCCUGGCUGUUGCCACAGAACUGUUUUUAUGGGGGCGGGGAAAUAAACAUCAUAAAUGCCCCCCCCCAUUAAGAAUAAAUAAAUAAAUAUCUAAGAGUAUGUACUCUGUCUUGCUCUUUGACAGAAUGAGUAUCCAUUAGAUCUCAGCACAAGACUGCAGUUUGUUUCAUGUGUGUACGUUACAUACAGUAAGUGUAAGCUUCUGUUGUAGAUUAUUUGUUUUGUACAUUUUUAAUGAUGGUAAAAGGCUUGUGGGGUUUUCUUCUUGUGUCUCGGCUGACAAGCAUGUGGGUGAUUUUAACUUUGUGGCCUGUCAUUUUGUGCCUGUCUCCUUUCUAUAAAGGCAAUCUUCUGGUAUUUUGGUUUUGUACUUUUAUUGGAAAUUGUGCACCUUCUGUUUCAGAAUUGCAUUAUUGUUUUGUAUUAUUACCUGGAGUUAAACAUAGUUUAAAUAUAUUGAUCAAACAGUGGAGAAAACAACCAAUUGCCAAGUGUUUCACAGUACAGUACUUGUGGUGGGUGUGUGUGCAAUAUGGGUUUAAAUAGUUAAAUAGUGUGAUUAUGGUAAUACUGAAUGAAAUGCAAAAUCACAAUUGUUUUUAGAUGCAACACCUACCAAAUGUGUAGACUCCAGUCUGUUGACUAAGCGUGAUCCAAACCACUAGCAGGCAGAUUAUUUUAUAAGUCUUGCAUCCUAUAUAUAUAUAUAUAUAUAUAUAUAUAUAUAUAUAUAUAUAUAUAUAUAUAUAUAUAUAUAUAUAUAUAUAUAUAUAUAUAUAUAUAUAUAAUAUAUGAAAUAUAUGAAUGCCAAAGGUGUUGCGAUACAAAGCCUUUUUUGUUUCGCUGUUUCAUAAGCUACUGACAGUUGGCAUCAAUAUAAAAUUAAAUAGAUGACAAUAUUGUGUGUGGUGGCUUUUUUUUUUUUUUUUAAAGCUAUUGGUUUUUAUCUUCUAUUUCAUACUUCAGAUAUGUAGGUAUUUCUUGGACACUACAGAUGAAAAGUUGCUGUUACUUCCUAAACCUAGUUAUUUCAGUAGUUCAAAUUCAUGCAACAGUUUAUCCAUAGCAUUGUAUCUGAAAUAUUUGCAUAUCCUGAAACUAAACAAUAAAUGGUGGGACCUGUAAUAAUGUCAAUAAAGUUGAUUUAAAUAUAAUACAAGUAUUGGUUAGAAUUCAUUUUAAGUGAAAUAUGAGUUGCUUUUAUGACAUAGCAUACCACCUGUUGAAAAAGGAAAGGUUGGCAUUGUCACAAAAAAAUACCUACGACCUAUUUAGUACCGUAAAUCAAAUAUAUAAACUAAGAGAGAUUAAAAAUAAACUCAGGAAACUUUUGCAAUAAUCCUUUUAUUUAAAUUAUUAUGCGACUGCAUCAGAUACAAUGUAAAAUAAUUUUCACUUUAUUUGAACGACAUUGGAUCUGUGUAAAAUCUAUGUGGCAUUAAUAAAGUGAUAUAUUUGGCAUGGAACAA
Acipenser ruthenus (sterlet) is the source of this 4321-nucleotide messenger RNA. RefSeq names its product pleckstrin homology domain-containing family A member 1-like. Gene Ontology annotation, molecular function: PDZ domain binding. Gene Ontology annotation, cellular component: membrane; cytoplasm. The transcript has 15 exons. Lineage: Eukaryota; Metazoa; Chordata; Actinopteri; Acipenseriformes; Acipenseridae. The record is from RefSeq and is a predicted model, not a curated record. Bases 254 to 1603 code for a protein of 449 amino acids.